This is a messenger RNA of Bathycoccus prasinos, 2283 nucleotides long. RefSeq names its product vesicular-fusion protein SEC18. Gene Ontology annotation, biological process: intra-Golgi vesicle-mediated transport; Golgi to plasma membrane protein transport; SNARE complex disassembly. Gene Ontology annotation, molecular function: ATP binding; ATP hydrolysis activity. The transcript has a single exon. The record is from RefSeq and is a predicted model, not a curated record. Gene Ontology annotation, cellular component: Golgi stack. Bases 1 to 2283 code for a protein of 760 amino acids. NCBI's taxonomy places the organism in Eukaryota, Viridiplantae, Chlorophyta, Mamiellophyceae, Mamiellales, Bathycoccaceae.
AUGAGAAGAACUUGGGAAAAGACGCUCUUCAGAAGUAUUCCUCGCAUUAGUUCUUCUUCGUUUACGUCGUCGUUUACGUCGUCGGCUUCUUGCGGUGGUCGUCAUCAAACGACGACUUUGAGGACGACGACGACGUUUCGGGAAAGAUAUCAUCGGAACGAUGAGAGAACAAUCUGGACGUCAUCCUCGCCGUGCGCGGGAUACUCUUUCGGCGUCAUCGGUGGCGGCACGCCCUCGGAAAUCACCCCGAUCGAUGAUUUCAUGGGGGACAACAAACCAAAAGCGAAACCGAUGAAACGAGCCGCCACGGCGCAAGGGACCGCGCAAACGGAAGCCUCGGACAACCGAAUCGGUCGUGGGAGUGCGAACACCAUCAAAGAGAAACCGAAGGACGAACGAAUAGGGCAGACGCAUUUGUUGGACAUUUUGAAGAAAGAGAAGGAGAAAAACAAUAACAACGGUAUCGAAGACGAUUCAGGUGAGAAGAGAAACUUACCGUCGUUUGCGUUUUGCGGCGUCGGCGGUUUGGACGAUCACUUCGCGACGUUGUUUCGACGAGUGUUCGCGUCGAGGAUGAUCGACCCGAUCGUGGCGAAGAAGAUGGAGUUGGAACACGUGCGAGGGGUUUUGUUGCACGGGCCUCCCGGGACUGGGAAGACGUUAGUCGCGAAAGCGCUUGGUGAGCUUUUGCACGCGCACCCGCCGAAAAUUGUCAACGGACCGGAAAUUUUGCAAAGGUUCGUCGGUCAAUCCGAGGAGAACAUCCGAGGUCUGUUCGCGGACGCCGAAUUGGAGUAUAAAAUUCGAGGCGAAGAGAGUAAGUUACACGUGAUUGUGUUCGAUGAAAUCGAUGCGGUGUGCAAAGCGAGAGGUUCGGGAGGCGUGACCGCGUCUGUGGUGCACGAUAACGUGGUGAACCAGUUGUUGACAAAGUUGGACGGGAUGCGGACGCUGAACAACGUGCUCGUCGUCGGCAUUACGAAUCGAAGAGAUUUGUUAGACAAAGCGUUGUUACGACCGGGUCGAUUGGAGUUGCAAUUAGAGAUUGGUUUACCGGAUGCGUACGGACGGUUACAGAUUUUAGGCAUUCACACGAAAUCGAUGAAAGAGAGCGGGACUUUGAGCGAGUGCGUGGAUUUGGAACGGUUGGCGCAGAUGACCGAGAACCACAGCGGCGCGGAAUUGAAAGGUUUAGUGAGAGCGGCGACCAGUCACGCGUUGGCGAGACAUUUAGGUAUGGGGACUGACGACAUCGCACAAGUCGACACUUCUUCUUCUUCCUCACUGGAAGAGAACCCGAAAGUUACCAUGGACGAUUUCAUCGCCGCGAUGAAAGAGUUCGUCUCGGCCAUGAAGCAAGACGCGAAGGAAGUCGCCAACAUCGUCCCGGAAAACUUUGUCCAACUAGAGAAACAAACCGAAGCCUUCGAUGAACUCACGGAAACUUUGGUCACGUUACGAAACAGCGGCGGAGGUAAAAACGACGGACACAAUAUCAGCGGUAUCGCGCAAACUAUCGUUCAAGUUCGAGGCGCGAGAAACAGCGGCAAAACGACGUUGGCGUGUAAAGCCGUCACGGACGCAAAGUACCCGCACGCGAGAAUAAUCAGCGCGCACGACAUAUUAAAAAAAGUCGAAGACCCGUCUUUGACAGCCUCUUCGGUCGUCUAUGCCAUCAAAAAUGCGUUCGACGAUGCCGCCAAAGGAAAAUUGUCCGCGAUUAUUAUCGACGAUUUGGACGUGUUACUCGGCGUCGAUCGAGCGACUGGACAAAUCCCGGACGGGAACAAAGAAAUGGCUCGAGUCGUCCUCGAAAUGAUCGCAUCGGCGCCAGAACGCGGACGUAAACUCGCCGUCAUCGUCACCACGAACUCCUCCCCCUCAACUUCGUCGGAAGAAAGAGACGUCAUUAAAUCCAUUGAAAUCGAUGAAAACGACGCAAACCUGUUCGAAGACUACGACGACGAAAGCGACGACGACGACUACACCGAACUCGAUUUCCUCCUCUCCGAAUACGUCUCGAGAACCAUCGAUGUCCUCCCAGACGAUACCAAAUCCGCCUGCGACACCAUUCUCAUGGCGCAAGGCUUACCGUCCUAUUUAUCCUCCAGUUGCCUCGAGUUCAGCGAACACGGAAGCGACACCGGGAGUACAAUUCCUACGGGUAAGUUGAUGAAAAUGGUCGAACACGCGAAAGAGAGCAUCGGUACGGAGAAAAUCGAGGCGAACGUGAGAGAGAUUUUUAGGAAGAGCAUGAAAGUUGCCGCGCACAUAGUCGUUUAA